Hydra vulgaris (swiftwater hydra) is the source of this 1360-nucleotide messenger RNA. Lineage: Eukaryota; Metazoa; Cnidaria; Hydrozoa; Anthoathecata; Hydridae. The record is from RefSeq and is a predicted model, not a curated record.
UUUCCGACGAAAAAUUCCCUCGGACCGGAAUUUGGUAUAUCUCAAAUACAUAGCACACGUGCGCUGUCUUACUUCUCUCUUCCUAAAAAUAGCGUUUUCGGCUAAACCUACUAUUUAACUUAAGUUAGCAUAAAAUGACUGAAGAAUCUGUGAAAAAUGAAGAGACCGAUGCUUCUCCUUUAGAAAAAAAAAUCAUCAGGCAAAUUGAGUAUUACUUCGGAGAUGUCAAUCUUCCAAAAGACAAGUUUCUUAAUGAGAAGAUGCAGGAAGAUGAUAAAUGGAUAACCAUAGAAUGUUUGACAACCUUUGCCAGAUUGAAACAACUUUCUACUGAUCUUGAUGAAAUAAAAAAUGCUUUAAAAAAAUCACAAAGUGGAUUACUAGAAAUUCAUGAAACUGAAUAUAAAAUUCGUCGAUCUGAGAAUCAUCCAUUGCCUGAUCAUGAUGAUCCUAUGAUACGAAAAGCUUCAAAAGAAAAAACUUUAUACAUGAAAGGAUUUCCAGAGCUCUUCACUAUAGAUGAUGCACAAGAAUUUUUUGACAAACAAAAUAUUAAGACUGUAUUUAUAAAGUUGCGCAAAGAUGCAGAAAAAAAGUUUAAAGGUUCUUUAUUUGUUGAAGUUGGAACUUUGGAUGAAGUUAAAUUGCUGACAGAUAACAAAGAGUUAAAGUAUGGUGAAUCAAGUCUUACAGUUAUGUUAAGAGAUGAUUACUUUAAAAGUAAAAGUAUUGAGAAAAAAGAUUCUCAUAAAAAAGAUAAUGCAGGUCAUGAAGAAAAGUUCAAGUUGGAUAUUAAACCUGGUGCAGUGUUACAUUUUAAAGGUGUUGGGGAGGAAACAAAUCGAGAAAUUUUGAAGGAAUUGUUUGGUCAGCAUCACCAAAUUGCUUGGGUAGAUUUUGAAAAAGGAGAUACUGAGGGAUUUAUUCGCUUCCAAGACGAGCAUGCGGCACAGAAUGCUAUUGAUUCAGUUAAAAAUGCUAACGACGAGAAAAAAGUAAUCAUUAAUGGAGUUGAAUCUUCCGUCAGAGUUUUGGAAGGUGAAGAAGAAGAGAAUUAUUGGAAAACAUUACGUUUAGAUCUGCAAAAAAGAAAAGGCGUUAAAAAUAAUAGAGGAAGAAGAAACAACCGUGGUGGUGGAGGCGAUCGUCGAGGCGGCGGUAGAGAUUCAAAAUUUCAAGGUAAGAGAAAACGACCUUGGGUGGAAAAAACUGAUGACAAUGCCUCCACUGGUGAAUCAAAAGAAAAUGCUGAGAAAACCGAAAAAUUGUCGAAACUGGACUCUGAAAACUAAUUGUUGAAAUUUUUCUACCAUUGUAUUAUUUAAAAGGAUGUAAAUAUGAAACAGGCAAAUUUUUACAA